GGAAUCGACGUUGUUGUUGUUGUUGUUUGACUGUCGAUUUUUGAUUUUUCGUUCGUUUGUUUGGUUUUUUAAGGAGAAAGAAAAAUGGGACGAGCAAAAACAAUACGUUUGGAUGUUAAAUUAAAAUUAUUACACGAUUAUCAUCAUAAUGAUGGUGAUACGGUCGCAAUUUUGGCUGAACGUUAUUCAAUGCAUCCAAAUACAGUAAUGCGUAUUAUUCGAAAUGAAUCAUUGUUGUUGGGGAAAAAAUCUUUAGCCACCACCGACGAAGAAGAACAUCAUGGUAAAAAUAUCAACGAUGAAACCAGCAAUGUUGUUGAUCAACAAACAACAACAUUGGAACGAUCAAAACAACGUAAACGAAGGAAAUUUUCAAAAUCGAAUGAUUCGAAUCAACGUAAGGAUUCGAUUAACGGUGAAUCGAACGCAUCAACGAAUCAAAGUUUGCCAAAGAAAAAUCCAAAUGAUUCCGAGAAUUCAGAGAUCGAUGAAACUGAACGUAUAAUGGCAAUGAAACGUUUUUUCGAUUACAUUGAUCGUAUUGAAGACAUUGUUCUUCGAUAUGAUUAUGAUUAUAAUCGUGCAUUUCAAUUUACACGCGAUUUAAAUCAAUCAACAUUACGAUAUCGUCAUAUGCUUUAUGAAAUGGAAAAGCGACAAUUAAUUCGAACGAAUCGAUGGAAUAAAUCCGAUGAUAUCGACCAUUCGAAUCUUCAAUCAUCAUCAUCAAAUCAUAAUGGACAACAAGGUCUUGAUGAUGACAACAGCAAAGAUAUUUCCAAAAAAUUUCGUGAUUUGAUACGAAAUGGAAUUGCACGAGCAACGUGAAAAAAACAUCUGAAAUCAAAACUCAUUCUUUCAUCCAAAUCAAGAAUUUCUUUUCCUUUUUUAGUUUGAUUUUUUUCGUUU
This is a messenger RNA of Dermatophagoides pteronyssinus (European house dust mite), 909 nucleotides long. RefSeq lists its product as uncharacterized. NCBI's taxonomy places the organism in Eukaryota, Metazoa, Arthropoda, Arachnida, Sarcoptiformes, Pyroglyphidae. The record is from RefSeq and is a predicted model, not a curated record.